Messenger RNA from Lathyrus oleraceus (garden pea), 1812 nucleotides. RefSeq names its product protein ROH1. The record is from RefSeq and is a predicted model, not a curated record. The coding region runs from base 404 to 1555 and encodes 383 amino acids. Lineage: Eukaryota; Viridiplantae; Streptophyta; Magnoliopsida; Fabales; Fabaceae. The transcript has a single exon.
AUUAAACGCGGUCCAAUCAUCCCCAAUAUAACAACAACCCUUUCCAAAUUCUUCUCAUUCCCACUUCCAUUUCUCUAUCAAGUUUCUCACUUUCCCCUUUCUCCUCAAUCCUUUCCUCAAUUCCUUCCUUCCUUUUCAGUCAAUUUCAAGUUUUCAUUCCUCUGUUUCACCAAUUUUAAAACCCUAAAAUUUCCAAUUUAAAGUUUAAUUUUCUGUCCUGGAGUGUUAAAUCACUCAUUCUCGGAAAUUGUCUGAAAAAUUCCAUCUGGGUAUUUUAAUUUACUGAAAAAGUUUUCAAAUUUGACAGAAAAUUUCCAUUUUCUGUUAAAUUUGAUAAGUGGGUCUGUGAUUGUUUUAUGUUUAUAAUAUAGAGAAGCUUCUGUGAUAUUUGUGUUAAGUAAGAAUGCGUUUUACAACAGAAUAUCUAGGUUCUUCUAUUCUGAACCUACGUAGUACUCAAGUUCACUCUAUGGAAAAUUCAAGCUUAGAACAAGAGCUUAAUUUGUUUCAAAAACAUGUUACUGAUAGAUUCAAUGAACUGUCUUCAGUUCCCAACAAUGAUUUGUUGUCACUUUCUUGGGUUAGGAAGCUUCUAGAUAUAUUCCUUUGUUGCCAAGAGGAAUUCAGAAUGAUUCUUCAUAACCAUAGAUCGAAAGUGUGUAAGCCACCUUUGGAUUGUUUGGUCAAUGAGUUUUAUGAGAGGAGUGUGAAGGCAUUGGAUAUAUGCAAUGCUAUUAGUGAUGGUGUUGAAACGGUUAGACAAUGGGAGAAGCUAUUGGAGAUUGUUGUUUGUGCUUUGGAUACUAAAAGAAUCAUUAGUAAAGGCAAAUUUCGACGCGCGAAGAAAGCUCUUGUUGAUUUGGCUAUUGGUAUGGUUGAUGAUAGUAAUGAAGAUUCUAAUAAUGUUUUUUCAUUUGCAUCUAGAAAUAGGUCAUUUGGUAGAAACAAGGUUGAUAGAGAUCGUCAUGAUCGACGCGAUUCAUCUGCAUUUGGUCAAUUUAGAUUGCUUUCAUCGAGUGUAUCGAGGAAUUGGUCUGCCAUUAGACAAUUACAAGCAAUUGGGAACAAUCUUUGUUUUCCUAAGAAUAGUGAUCUUGUUGCUUCAAAUGGUAUUGCAUUGACUAUUUAUACAAUGAAUACAAUUUUGUUGUUUACAAUGUGGGCACUUGUGGCUGCAAUUCCUUGUCAAGAUAGGGGACUACAUCACAACUUUUCGAUUCCUCGGCAACUAUCAUGGGCGGCUCCGGUAACGUCGCUCCACGAGCGGAUUUUGGAGGAGUCGAAGAAGGUGGAGAGGAGGAACUCUUGUGGUCUUUUAAAGGAGAUUCAGAAGAUUGAAAAGUGUGCUAGGGUGAUGAAUGAUUUGGCUGAUUCUUUGGAGUUUCCUUUGAGUGAGGAUAAAGAAGAUGAAGUUAGAGUUAAAGUGGAAGAUGUUGUGAAUGUUUGUGAAGGUUUGAAAGAUGGAUUGAAUCCUUUGGAAAAACAAAUUAGGGAAGUGUUUCAUAGAAUUGUUUGUGGUAGAAUGGAAGGGCUUGAUUCUCAGUAUAGAUAUUAGAUAGUAAACAAACAUCAUCAAUGAUUUUAGAUAAGAUUUGAACUAUGUCUAGUAAAAUUUGAAGCAUGUCUAGUAAAAUUACAAAGGAUCUGAAUCAAGUUGAUAGUGUGAUUUAUGAUUUACUAAGAAAAGUAAAAAUUGUGGAUAAGAAAACAACCACAAAAGAUGAAUUGGAUUUGUAAAGUGUGGUUUACUAUUAACAUAUACAUACAAUGUUUAGAGUUUAGAUUUUGAAAUAGAUUUAUAUUCUAUGCUAA